AGAAUUUGCAUUCUUCUAACAAGUUUCCGGCGAGGAAAGACUCCUUCCUGUCUUCUUCUCCUCCGCAAGUCGAGCAUCACUUGAUGGAAUCGAAGAUUACGACCGCGUCUACUCCUCCUCCAACUCCAACUCCAACAAACCCUUUCUUCUGCUUGAAAUGGCCAUGGGACUCUUCAAACAAACAACCGAAAUCUCAAAGCGUCUGCGACUUCCAAGGACCGUGGCUUUUCAGAUCUAUGCAGAGCGUCGGUUCGAUCGCUCUCGCCUCCUUCAACUCGUUCGGGCUCGGUCACGGUGGACCAAAGAAGAAGCCUUUAAGAAGCGCUUCAGAGCAAGGGGAAGCAGAGCAGAGAGCUUUCGCAGCUGCGUUAGCCAGCGAGAAGGACGCGACCGUGCUCGAGUUUUACUCGCCUAAGUGCAGACUCUGCAACUCUCUGCUCGGCUUCGUUCUGGAGGUUGAGAAAAGGAACUCGAAUUGGCUCAGUGUUACCAUGGCAGAUGCGGAGAACGAGAAAUGGUUUCCCGAGCUUCUUCACUAUGAUAUAAAGUAUGUACCUUGCUUUGUUUUGUUGGACAAAAAUGGACGAGCUUUGGCCAAGACAGGUGUUCCUAGUAGCCGGGCUCAUGUUAUCGCCGGUAUCUCUCAUCUUCUUAAGAUGAAGCGCCCACCUACAGUCUGAGAAGACCAUUCUUGUGUAUGAUUUGUUUCUGAUACACUAAUGUUGUGGAAGAUUAUGGUGAAAAUACAUGUCUUUGUUGUACAUAUGGGUUUUCACUAUGGUUGCCUUCUGUUUUGUUGGCGUUAUGUCUUUAAAAAGGUGAAAAUCAAUUUCACGA
Molecule: messenger RNA, 837 nt
Organism: Raphanus sativus (radish)
Lineage: Eukaryota; Viridiplantae; Streptophyta; Magnoliopsida; Brassicales; Brassicaceae
Product: thioredoxin-like protein HCF164, chloroplastic
Exons: 2
Coding region: 84-680 (198 amino acids)
Biological process (GO): cell redox homeostasis
Source: RefSeq, a predicted model, not a curated record